Molecule: messenger RNA, 4513 nt
Organism: Trichophyton rubrum CBS 118892
Lineage: Eukaryota; Fungi; Ascomycota; Eurotiomycetes; Onygenales; Arthrodermataceae
Product: plasma membrane ATPase
Exons: 4
Coding region: 302-3127 (941 amino acids)
Biological process (GO): proton export across plasma membrane; regulation of intracellular pH
Cellular component (GO): plasma membrane
Molecular function (GO): ATP binding; P-type proton-exporting transporter activity; ATP hydrolysis activity
Source: RefSeq, a predicted model, not a curated record
CCUCCCUCUUCUUCCUCUCCUCCUCCCUUCUCUGCUUCUUCUUACUUCUUCUUAACCCGCCAUCCUCUCUUCGCCCCCUUGCGUCUCCCCUUCUUCUCUCUUCUUCUCGCCCUCUCCUCCCUUUCUUCUUCCUCUCUGCAAUUCCAGCCAGUCACUGCGACUGCGACUGCGUCUUGUUCGAUGAGCACGUAGGAUCGCCGACCAGCUCCCAGCUUACGACCAGCUAACGACCUACGACCUACGACCCCCACGAAGAAACUACACUUCAAAAAGAACUGAAAGAACACAAAAAGUCGUCGCAAUGGCCGACCACGCAGCCCAGGGGCAGGGCCAGCCUGUCCCGCCAAACCAUCUCGGCACUGCUGUUCCCAGCGGCCAGUUCGGCGGCGGGCACAAGGAUGAGGUCCAGCAGCACCAGCACCAGCAGCAGACCUCGGCCGCGUUCGACGAGAAGAAGGGCGCCAUGCCCGAGGAAGACGAGGAGGACGAGGACAUGGAUCAGCUCAUUGCCGACCUCGAGUCUCAGGACGGCCACAUCGACGAGAUCGACGAGGAGGACGAGGACCAGCCCGGUGGCGAGCGUCCCGUGCCGGACGAGCUGCUGCAGACCGACACCCGCACCGGUCUGACCGACGCCGAGGUCACCACCCGCCGCAAGAAGUACGGUCUCAACCAGAUGAAGGAGGAGAAGGAGAACCUCAUCCUCAAGUUCUUCUCCUACUUUGUCGGACCCAUCCAGUUCGUCAUGGAGGCCGCCGCUAUUCUGGCUGCCGGUUUGAGAGACUGGGUCGACUUUGGUGUCAUUUGCGCCCUUCUCUUGCUCAACGCCUGUGUUGGUUUCAUCCAGGAGUUCCAGGCCGGUUCCAUUGUCGAUGAAUUGAAAAAGACCCUCGCCCUCAAGGCUGUCGUUCUCCGUAACGGCCGUCUUGUUGAGGUCGAGGCUCCUGAAGUCGUUCCCGGUGACAUCCUCCAGGUCGAAGAAGGAACUAUCAUUCCUGCUGAUGGCCGUGUUGUGACCGAAGAUGCUUUCCUCCAGGUCGACCAGUCUGCCAUCACCGGAGAGUCUCUCGCUGUCGACAAGCACAAGGGAGACCACUGCUACGCUUCCUCCUCCAUCAAGCGUGGUGAGGCCUUCAUGGUCGUCACCUCUACCGGUGACAACACCUUCGUUGGUCGUGCCGCCGCCCUCGUCAACGCUGCCUCCGCCGGAAGCGGUCACUUCACUGAGGUCCUUAACGGAAUUGGAACUGUCCUACUCAUUCUCGUCAUCUUCACCCUGCUCGUUGCCUGGGUUGCCUCCUUCUACCGCUCCAACGGCAUCGUCACCAUCCUCGAGUUCACCCUGGCCAUCACCAUUAUCGGUGUCCCCGUCGGUCUGCCCGCUGUCGUCACCACCACCAUGGCUGUCGGCGCUGCUUACCUCGCCAAGAAGAAGGCUAUCGUCCAGAAGCUCUCUGCCAUCGAGUCCCUCGCUGGUGUCGAGAUUCUCUGCUCUGACAAGACCGGAACCCUGACCAAGAACAAGCUCUCUCUCGCUGAGCCCUACUGCGUCUCUGGUGUCGACCCCGAGGACCUCAUGCUCACUGCCUGUCUCGCUGCCUCCCGCAAGAAGAAGGGUAUCGAUGCCAUUGACAAGGCCUUCCUCAAGUCUCUUCGCUACUACCCUCGUGCCAAGUCCGUCCUCACCCAGUACAAGGUCCUCCAGUUCCACCCCUUCGACCCCGUCUCCAAGAAGGUCUCUGCCGUCGUCGAGAGCCCCCAGGGUGAGCGCAUCAUCUGUGUCAAGGGUGCUCCUCUCUUCGUUCUCAAGACCGUCGAGGAAGACCACCCCAUCCCAGAGGACAUUGACGCCGCCUACAAGAACAAGGUCGCCGAAUUCGCUACCCGUGGUUUCCGUUCUCUCGGUGUUGCUCGCAAGCGCGGUGAAGGUUCCUGGGAGAUCCUCGGAAUCAUGCCUUGCUCCGAUCCUCCACGCCACGACACCGCAAAGACCGUCAACGAAGCCAAGACCCUCGGUCUCUCCAUCAAGAUGUUGACUGGUGACGCCGUCGGUAUUGCUCGUGAAACUUCCCGCCAGCUCGGUCUCGGAACCAACAUCUACAACGCUGAACGUCUCGGUCUCGGUGGUGGCGGUACCAUGCCCGGAUCUGACAUCUACGAUUUCGUCGAGGCUGCCGAUGGUUUCGCCGAAGUCUUCCCUCAGCACAAGUACAACGUCGUCGAGAUCCUGCAGCAGCGUGGCUACCUCGUUGCCAUGACUGGUGACGGUGUCAACGACGCUCCCUCCCUCAAGAAGGCCGACACCGGUAUUGCCGUCGAGGGUGCUUCUGACGCCGCCCGAUCUGCCGCCGAUAUCGUCUUCCUUGCCCCCGGUCUCUCCGCCAUCAUUGACGCUCUCAAGACCUCCCGUCAGAUCUUCCACCGUAUGUACGCCUACGUCGUCUACCGUAUCGCCUUGUCUCUCCAUCUCGAGAUCUUCUUGGGUCUCUGGAUUGCCAUCCUCAACACCUCUCUCAACCUCCAGCUUGUCGUCUUCAUCGCUAUCUUCGCUGAUAUCGCUACCUUGGCCAUCGCCUACGACAACGCUCCCUUCUCCAAGACCCCCGUCAAGUGGAACCUGCCCAAGCUCUGGGGUAUGUCCGUCCUCCUCGGCGUCAUCCUCGCCAUUGGAACCUGGAUCACCCUCACCACUCUGCUCGUCGGCGGCAAGGACGGUGGUAUCGUCCAGAACUUCGGUCAGAUCGACCCUGUCCUCUUCCUCGAGAUCUCCCUCACCGAGAACUGGCUUAUCUUCAUCACCCGUGCCAACGGUCCUUUCUGGUCCUCCAUCCCAUCCUGGCAAUUGUCUGGUGCUAUUCUCGUAGUCGACAUCAUCGCCACCCUCUUCACCAUCUUCGGCUGGUUCGUUGGCGGUCAGACCUCCAUCGUCGCCGUCGUGCGUAUCUGGGUUUUCUCCUUCGGUGUCUUCUGUGUUCUCGGCGGUAUCUACUACCUCCUACAGGGCUCCACCGGCUUCGACAACAUGAUGCACGGCAAGAGCCCCAAGAAGAGCCAAAAGCAGCGAUCUCUCGAAGAUUUCGUUGUCUCCCUCCAACGUGUCUCUACCCAGCACGAGAAGAGCGCAUAAAUGAACAUAACCCCUAUUCCCCAAAACGCGCUAUCUUAAUUCGGAGGCUGUAUUCCCUCUUUUCUUGCCUUGUUUAAAGCUCAAACAACACCCCCUGCGCGCAUCUUUUUCUUGUUCUUUGUUACUACUACCAAUUUCACGCACACACCCCCUUACCCCCCAUUGCUUGUCCUUCAUAUAGACAGACACAGCUAGCCAGAUUUACCCCCUGGCAUGGCACGGCAAACGACCCUAGCUUGGUGAACCCAUAUACGCACUCUAGCAGGAUCCGGGCCCGGCCUAACAAACAAACAAACAGUUUAGAGCGGAAAUAAAGAAAAAAUUCAAAUAAUCUGGUCCUCCUUUGCCAAUACCAACCAAGCAAGUCUUUUUGAAGUGAUGUAGUUUGAUCCGUGCAUAAAAAGCAACAGGCAAGUUUCUACUGGAUACCAUACAUGCAUGCAUACCUUGUAUUAUGCCUGGGUUUGGGUUGCCUUUUAUGUUUCUUUUACUUUUUUUCUUUUACCUUUUUUCUUUCUGGCUGAUAAAUGGGCCUUGGAGUGUUUAAUUAUCCUAAUUUGUAGCUAUUAGAUAUGCCCUGCGUGGUUUAAUUCUUAGACUGUAUUCAUUUUUCUCUUAUUAUCUCUCUCUUGCGGCUGUUCUACGUGUGUGUGAUUAGGUAAUCGUACUAUUUGACCCCCGAACUUUACUUGGACGUCAAAGAAACAACUUCAGCUUCGGCUUCGACUUCUCGCCACGCAGAUAGACGAGCUGGAUGGGCCUAUCUAUCUUAGCUCGAGCGGUGUUGAAGUAGCUACCUGUCGUAUUAUAUACUUCGAUGCAAGGUGUUUCAUCGCGGGUUCUCGAUCUGUCGUAGAGAUAGAUGGUCGACCUGGUCGUUAUGAUGCUGCUAUGCCUGAACCGCCAGGAUAAUGUCGAAACCACCAUCAACCAUCGCCAUAUACCUCCUCUACUCCCCAGGAUAUCUCCAUGUUGAUAUGUACCAUGUACAUCGAGCUCUUACUAAUGUCUCUAAUCUUCAUUGGGCCAUGGAGCAUGCCCGGUGACCUGACCUGACCAGUAGCUAGGCUAAGCUUGGAAGAAGUGACGCAACAGCUCCGACUUCCCCUACUUCCCGUCUAUUUAUUUAUACCCUCGGUCAUGAGGCCAUUCAUACCUAUACACACGUAGCCAUCAUUACCUGUUAUCUGAGUGAUACGUUGAUAGUAGGUUGACGAUUGACCAUGUUAGCGCACCAUCCGGCGCCCCCGGCGCAUCACUUCACCCCCCAUCUAGCAGAGGUAGUCGAUGCCGCUACCUCGCAGAACAGACUCUUCCAGCGCCGCACAUCAGUAUACCAGAAAUACCAUCUUCUAGAAAACAUCAGGAAGAAGUCAUGGCUUGGGC